This is a messenger RNA of Salarias fasciatus (jewelled blenny), 2680 nucleotides long. RefSeq lists its product as uncharacterized. The transcript has 7 exons. Bases 154 to 2397 code for a protein of 747 amino acids. The record is from RefSeq and is a predicted model, not a curated record. NCBI's taxonomy places the organism in Eukaryota, Metazoa, Chordata, Actinopteri, Blenniiformes, Blenniidae.
UUCGCCCAUGAACGAUGGAAGCGCGCUCCCGACACCUCAGGUGAAUGAGAGGGAAGCGGCGGAGCGGGACACGGCUCACUGUGCGGCGCAUUAAAAAAGGAGGAACAAUUAGAGGAAAAUGAGUUGUGCUACGUCCCUGGGAGCGAAUGUUUUAUGACAGCAUAUCUACUCUUCGUGGUGGGAUGCCUUGCUCAGAAAGUGUACUUUGACUGCGGUGCCAAGGUGGAUGUGGUGGACGUCCAAGGCCUGAUUCUGUCCCCUGGCUUCCCCUACAACUACUCGUCUGGGACGCACUGCGUGUGGCAGUUCGUCGUACCUGUGGACUACCAGCUGAUUCUGGAAAUAUUUGACUUUGACGUGUUUGAGAGCCAUGACGCUGCCACGCAGUACUCCGCUUUCUCUAACUUCGACGAGGACGAGGCGGAUGAAGAGGUGGCUGGAACUCCAGGCGGCCUGGCCGCGGGCGAAGCCUCGUCGGCGGCUAAAGAUGGCGUGACUGAGAGUGCCGAGGAGGCGCCGCCGAAGAGCCGGCAAUCCUCCCGAGACGGGGAGAUCAAGCAGGUCGUGGUCCAGGAACAAUCCACAAAGAUGGAACUUGCCAAAGUCUCAAAUUCCGCCAAAAGAUCAGCAGACGCCUCCUCCGGCUCGCCUCCGGCGCCGCCUCCUCCCUCUCUGCUCCUCCUGCCCGGGGCUGUGCCUCCAGGGGACAGAGCCAUCAACUCCGCCUCCUCGUCCCACCUGAGGGGAAACCCUCAAGCCAGCUUCAACCUGAGCUCAGUUGCGGACGAGACCACCCCGGCUCCGCCGCCCUCCACCGACACGCCAUCCGUGAGCGCCGAGACGCAGCAGUCUGUGCUAGAUGCCUGUCCCCACGAUGUCCUCUACAUCUCAGACCUCAUCACCUUCUCCUCCAGGUUCUGUGGCUCCAAACGGCCCCCCAGCAGCCAGCUGGUGUUCGGCUCGAGCCGGGAGAUGGUGGAGGUCAUCAUGGAGCUAAUCACGACCACGCACUGGGGCCGCGGCUUCGCGCUCCUGUUCCACUAUCACAACCUGACCGAGCCGGGAGGGGAGCGGCGCGCCGCCGCCGCCGCCCCCGCAGCCAGCAGGACGGACUCUCUGUUGGCCGCCGUGAGCGGCGCCGCCUUCUUCGCUAUGAUACUUACCAGUGCCCUCUGCAUCAUUUUCAGACCCAAGCUGUGUCCAAAAAGAGGCAGCUCCUGUUCAUCCAGCAACUCUGAGGCGCCAGAGGGAGUCCAGAACGCCGGGGCCGAGGUCAGCGAGCUGCAGCUGAUCGCUGAGAACCAGGCCAACCUGGAGACGGCCGUCGAGCAGGGCGGCAACAAGGACGGCCAGCAGCACGCAGCCGGCGUCGGGGUCGACGUUCCCCAGAGUGCAGAGGUGGACCUGUCGUGCGGCGGCCUGACCGAACUCGACCUGGGAGCAGAUGAGGUGUUCAUGGUGUCCCCGUCGCCGACCGCCGGCGCCGUCCCGUUUCCCCAGUACACGCAGAGGGAGCGGUUCCUGCGGCACAGCGACACCGGCCCGGGCCCCGCGGGCGACUGGCCCUCGCCGGACUCCUCCGCCUCGCCGGCCGGGGCCCGGUCCAUGAAGGACGGCGGCGGCGGCGGCGGCUCCAGGCCCAGAGCGUGGAGCGUUCGCACCUUCCAGGACUUCCUGCCGCCGCUGCCGCAGCUCCAUAAGAGGUGGUGCAGCUGGAACUCCACCAGUCCCUUCACCAAGCUGGUGGACAGCGCUCCUUCCGUUUUGGGGGCCGACUGCAGAGAAACCGGCGACGGCCGCAAAGUCUUCUCCGACGUCCACCUGGACGCCAAGGCGAGCGCCAGCGUCCUGUCCGACUCGUCCAUCAGCAACGCCUCCUACCCCCUCACACACACCGCGCAGAGGCAGCGCCGCCUCAACUCCGCCAGCAACCUGCGGCGCUCCCGCUUCACGGGGCCGUGCUUCGGCCUGCUGUCGGCGGCGGCGGAGCCGGCCAAGUCGUGCGGGGCCCUCCACGCCCCCGGCCCCCCCGCGGAGCCCGCCGCCGCCCCGUCGUCCUCCGCCCAGUGUCAGAUGGAGAGCGGCCAGGCCGGCAAGAGGCGCGACUUCGCCGGGGAGGGCGACCACAUCAGCGUUCCGGUGUUCGCCAUCUCCGAGGAGGAGGACCGGCAGCCCCUGGUCCCGGCCGAGCACCUGGACCAGACCGCCGCCGCCGCGCCCAACGGACUGGCGAGGGGGAAGCUGGAGGGGAAGAGCAGCAGGAGCGAGGCGUGGAGGCCCUGGGGCAGCCAGGUGUCCGGAGGGGUCGGCCCGCUCCCGUCUGGCGAACGCGGCGCCGCCGCCGGCGACAGGCAGCCGCCGCACACGGAGCUGUGCGGCGUCAGCGGCCACGUGUGACGAGACGGCGAGGAGCACAGACUCUGCUGAGCCUCUUCUGCAUUCCUGGACUCUCUCUAGUGUCACUGUGAGACAUGUAACUGGCUCCUUUAAUCCCAGAACCGUGACCACAGAUUCUGUAGCGUCCCGUUGUCGUAUAUACAUCUAUAUCUCUCCCUUCACUCUAGUUUCUCUUCAUACUUCUACAAAAUUAUGUCAAAGAAGGAAUAAUAUGCUGCUUUCUAUACCAAGGCACUGACUGCUGAGGUGUUUUUUUUUUUUUUUUAUUAUUAUUACAAAGUAU